Molecule: messenger RNA, 589 nt
Organism: Lingula anatina
Lineage: Eukaryota; Metazoa; Brachiopoda; Lingulata; Lingulida; Lingulidae
Source: RefSeq, a predicted model, not a curated record
GUUCUAUCUUUGCUGUACAUCAGAUCUUCAACAAGAUGAUGAAGUUUGUUGUCCUUGCCCUCCUCGUGGCUGUUGUGUCGGCUACUUACUACAAGCCAACAGCAUACAGACGCGGGUACCGUGGCUACGUAGGGGCCUACGCGGAUGGAUACAAGGGUAACUAUGGUUACGGCAGAUAUAGCGGCUAUGGGUAUAACUACCGUGGAGAUGGUUACCGUGGCGUCUACCGUGGAGACGGGUUUAAAGAUGGAUACUUCCCAGGUGAUGCCGGCUACUAUGAUGCCGAUGGUUACGGCAAAGAUUACAGAAAUUCCGGCUACGACAGCAAAGGCAAAUACUACCCAUACUAAGUACUUGCGUUACUUCAAAGCAUCUUGACGAGAACAUUGCAACAUCGUCUUCAUCGAUAAAGUCAUCAUAGCAGUAGGGCAUUCAAGUCCACAGCCAUCAAGAUUUGGCUUUACCGACACCACAGAAAUAAUAGAAAGUUUUUUGUGCGUUGAAAAUGGACCCUUUGGAAUCCAAGUUCGUACUGAUUGCUCAUUAAUGUGAAAUGAUCGUCAUUGAUGUAAUAAAAUUUAUAAACAGU